Salmo salar (Atlantic salmon) is the source of this 2599-nucleotide messenger RNA. RefSeq names its product G-protein coupled receptor 55. Gene Ontology annotation, molecular function: G protein-coupled receptor activity. Gene Ontology annotation, cellular component: plasma membrane. The record is from RefSeq and is a predicted model, not a curated record. Gene Ontology annotation, biological process: phospholipase C-activating G protein-coupled receptor signaling pathway; positive regulation of Rho protein signal transduction. NCBI's taxonomy places the organism in Eukaryota, Metazoa, Chordata, Actinopteri, Salmoniformes, Salmonidae.
GUGGCUACACUACUGCAGACAGACUGACUCAAUUUGAAUAUUUCUAUAAGAAAUAAGCACAUUUUAAAAAUCAGCAUUAAUAUAGUUUCAUAUAUGUGAUAGCAGGAUGAUACUAUGUUCUCAAGUGAUUGUUUACGUUGAUUGUUGUGAUCUGUUAUUUCUUUGUCUUAAGGAUGUCAAAGACUUCACCCAAUGUUCUGCUGCAUAGAGCGCCUAUCCAGCUACGGUAGACUAACGUGACUAUGUCACAUAUAGGAAGCGGUCAUGGGAGAAAAAAAAACGAGCUGUGAAACUUCUGUGUCUGGAAACAGACAGACAGACAGACAGACUGAUAGACGGAUGCACCAGCAGAUUGUCAUCUAUAAGCGACACCAUGGAACCCAACUGCUCCUUCGACGAGGUGGACCACCUGAUGACAUCACUGGAGCUCGUCAUCUACGUGCCCAUCUUCGUGUUUGGCCUUAUCCUCAACGUCCUCGCCCUGGUUGUCUUCUGCAUCUUCCUCCGCAAGUGGAGCGAGUCCACCAUCUACAUGACCAACCUAGCCCUCAUGGACCUCCUUCUCCUCCUCCUGCUCCCCUUCAAGAUGCACGCCACCAACCACCAAUGGGCGGCCCACCACAGCUUCCUCUGCUCCCUCCUGGAGAGCCUGUACUUUGUGGGGAUGUACGGCAGCAUCUAUACCAUCACCUGCAUUGCUGUGGACCGCUGGGUGGCCAUAUGCCACCCAUUCCGCGCCAAGCAGCUCCGUUCCCCCCGGGCUGCUCUGGGGACCUGCAUCCUGGUCUGGGUGGUGGUGCUGGGGGGCAUCUCCCCCAUCUAUGGGUUCCGCAAGGAGGAAACGGGGUCCUUCCACUGCUUCCACACGUUCUCAAAGGAGGGCUGGCAUCCAAAGGUGAUCGGCUGCCUGUUGAGCUUCGGGUUCGUGGGGCCGGCCCUGGUGCUGGUGGUGUGUUCAGCCCAAAGCAUCCGGACACUGAGGCAGUCGGGCCAGGAGAGCCCUAAAAGCAGAAGCUGCGUGAAGAUCAUCUACAGUAGUCUCUGUGCCUUCCUGGUCCCGUUCACGCCCAGCCACCUGGGCAUCCUGCUGCAGUUCCUGGUGCAUCAAAGCCUGAUCGAGGACUGCUUGGCCAAGACGAGGAUCAGCUUGUAUAUUCAGGUGACCAUGAGUCUGGCCAACAUCACGUGCUGUCUGGACGCUCUGUGUUACUACUUCAUCACCACGGAGGUGAGGAGCUCCAAGCAGACCUUCACCUUCAGGAGGUCCAUGAGCCAGAAGAGAGCCACCACCAGCACCUCAGAGCUCUGACGAGACCCAUGGAGGAAAAAACACUGAGCCAAACUGAUUGAAAUGACGUUUUUACCAUUUUCCCCCACUGGGAAGUUACUGGCUGUAAUCUGACUAUGUUUGUGAGACAUUCUGCCACUGUUGGAGGACAAGGGACGUCGACAAGGAAAAAGGAGUAUUUAUUGUUGAAUACCUAGACAACAAGGUAGGUUGAAGGACAACAAGGUACUGUAGGUUGAAUAGGAGAAGUCAGUUUGCUUACAAUAGGCAUUCAUGAGCUCUUGUCAUACAGUAUGUGGGCUAAGACAUACAGUCAGGUCCAAAAUGAUUGGAUCCCUUGAUAUAGACGAUCAAAAAAGACUGUAUAAAAUAAAUUAUACAAAUACUGAGCUGUAUUGUAUGCUUAAUUUAAAAAAAAAAAUGUAUAUUAUUUUAUGCUAAUACAAUUGCUCAGAGAAAGAGAUUUUUUUUAAAUCUCAAAAAGAUAUGGAUCCCCAUUUUUCAGUACUCCAGCACCCUCCCCUUGCAAGGAUAAUGACACUGAGCCUUUUUCUAAAAUGUUUUAUGAGAUUGGAGAACACAUUGGGAGGGAUCUUUGACCAUUCCUCUAAACAGAAUCUUUCCUUCGUCUGCACUUAUGGACUACCCUCUUCAAUUCAAACCAUAGGUUUUCAAUGGGGUUCAAGUCCAGAAACUGAGUUGGCCAUUGCAAAAUGUAGAUUUUGUGGUCAGUUGACCAUUUCUUUGUGGACUUUGAUGUGUGCUUGGGGUUAUUGUCUUGCUGGAAGAUCCACUUGCGGCCAAGUUUUAGCCUCCUAGCAGAGGCAACCAGGUUUUUGGCUAAAAUGUCCUGGUAAUUGGUAAAGUUCAUGACGCCGUUGACCUUAACAAGAGCCCCAGGACCAGUGGAAUCAAAGUAGCCCCAUAACAUCAAAGAUCCACCUCCAUAUUUUACAGUCGAGAUGAGGUAUUUUCUGCAUAUGCGUUGUUCCUUCGAAGGCCAAACCAACCAGUGGUGUGCGUGCCCAUAUACUUCUAUCUUCAUGUCAUCUGAUCAUAGUUCGCUAAAUGGCAUUGGCACUUAGAUUGGAACCUGUCAUAUGACAUAUUUUAUACAGUCUUUUUGCUCAGUUUUAUUAAGGGAUCCAAUCAGUUUGGACUCCAUACGGGAAAAAAAUCCCAUUUAUCUCUGUAUACAGUAUGCUGAAUGUUGCUGUGGAGUUAUGUUUUAUCAUAUGUACAUCAACUAUAUACUAUGUUCUGUACUGAAUAUUGUGUAUUUCAAUUGUAUUACAUUAUUAUAUGAUCAUA